Aspergillus ochraceoroseus IBT 24754 is the source of this 423-nucleotide messenger RNA. RefSeq lists its product as uncharacterized. The coding region runs from base 1 to 423 and encodes 140 amino acids. The record is from RefSeq and is a predicted model, not a curated record. NCBI's taxonomy places the organism in Eukaryota, Fungi, Ascomycota, Eurotiomycetes, Eurotiales, Aspergillaceae. The transcript has 2 exons.
AUGCUUCCCUCAUCAACAUGGACUAACCUCCUCCUCCUCCUCUCAACCUCUGUCUUCAUCUUCAUCUCACUCAGCACCUCCCUUCCAACCCCAGCAACCAAUCUGCGCAGCAGAUCUCCAGACCCAAGAAUGAUCCCCAGCCAUACAGACCUACUCUCCACUCUUCUCGCCAACACCAGUCUCGAGAAGCUAGACGAAUACAACCAUCUCGGUUCACACGGUAGCAAUACCAACAGCAACAACGUCCAUGGUGCCAUUGACGACAGCAACAGCAAUAACAGCACCGUAACGGCCAAGGAUAACGCAGUCGAGAGUGGGAAGGACCCCGUGGAUGACCCGGUGGGGUUUAUGAAUUCGUUGUUCGAGUCCUUGAGGAAGAAUUUCCGAGAGGUCUUGGAUGAUGGGGAUGAGGUUUUAUUGUAG